Messenger RNA from Acanthoscelides obtectus, 707 nucleotides. The record is from the annotation of a GenBank genome assembly. Lineage: Eukaryota; Metazoa; Arthropoda; Insecta; Coleoptera; Chrysomelidae.
GUGUGUUUGUAAAGAAGCUGUUGUCCGAUUGGGAAUCCAAAGCAACCGAUACUCUGGAAAUAAAAGACAUGAGGGCGUAUUUAUACGGCGGGCAUGAUUCUACUAUUGUCAAUAUAAUGAGAGCCUUGAAAAUAUGGGAUAUUCAAUUUCCUGGUUACGGAAUCACUAUAUUGUUCGAACUAUCGAAGGAUAAACACUCUGGCGAAUAUGGAAUAGAGGUAUAUCUAAGAAAUUCCACGAAACUGCCACCAUUCAAACUAACAAUUCCUGGGUGUUCCAGCUUCUGUCCACUAAGCAAGGUGAAAUAUCUGACUCAGGAAAUAAUUCCAGUCGACUGGGAUGAGGAGUGCAAGACUGACAAUCCAGAUUUUGUUGUACCAACACCUGGAGGUCCUUAAAUAUGGCUAAGAACUUGACGCUUGACGAAGACCGGAGAGUGACAUACCACGACAUACCCUACACCUUCAUGCAUCAGCAGUUUAUUAUUCAAUUCUGCAUUCUCAAUCAAGGGCGAAUCCAGGGGGAACGUGACCCGCCUUAUUUCACGAGUUUAAUCCAGGAUUUCAUUUUGUGCAUCCACUACGAACCACCAUGUAUUUAGUUAAAAUAUCGUUUCAUUUAAAAGGAUGCAAUAAGUCUUAUUGAAUUCGAACCUUGAUACUAUUAAAAUCUCAAACCAAUUCCAUUCACCGACUUAUCAUCAUUUC